This is a messenger RNA of Erigeron canadensis, 872 nucleotides long. RefSeq names its product transcription repressor OFP13. Bases 1 to 807 code for a protein of 268 amino acids. NCBI's taxonomy places the organism in Eukaryota, Viridiplantae, Streptophyta, Magnoliopsida, Asterales, Asteraceae. The transcript has a single exon. Gene Ontology annotation, biological process: negative regulation of DNA-templated transcription. The record is from RefSeq and is a predicted model, not a curated record.
AUGAAGCUGAUUCCAUCAUCCCUACUUUUGUUUAACAAACACAAAGAAACAUGGCUAUGGCCAGCAUGUAAGAAACCUAAAACCCUAUCUUUUCGAGCCAAUCCUAAUGAUAUGAUGUUCAAAACUGUCAAUUCUGUUUAUUUCGAUCCUAAGUACGCUAUACAUGUUGAAGUAGAAACAGAGAUAACCACCCCUGACUCCUGCUUCACCAACUCCUCGGAAUCUGCAAGUAUAUCAACAGAAUCCGAGGAGUACUUUAACACCAAUGAGGACUCCUCAGUGGAGAACAUUGUUCGUGGGGCCAUGUCAGAAAGACUCCUUUUUGAACCCGGCCCCACGACUAGUUCAAUUCUUGAGAGUAACAAACAAUGUAUAGACUUAAAAAUUGGUGAUGGUGUCACCAAGAGUGUUGACAAUGGUGGUAUACCAUAUAAAGAAAGUGUGGCAAUGGCCAUUGAUACAAAUGAUCCACAAGGAGAUUUUAAAAAGUCAAUGGAAGAGAUGGUGAAGAGUCAUCAACUUAAAGAUUGGGAGUGUUUAGAGGAGUUAUUAGGGUGGUAUUUAAGGAUGAAUGGGAAGAACCACCAUGAGUUAAUUGUUGGAGCCUUUCUUGAUUUACUUGCCGGAAUCUCUAAUGAUGUCACCGGAGAUAGCGGGUCCGGCGGUGGUGCUUCUACUUCUGAUCAUUCUACAGCUUCAUUUACUUCCGUUGCUUCUACUUUCACAUCUCCCAUUUUUUCUCAUAUGUCUAAAGUUGGUUGUGAAAAAGAGAUCAUUGAGGAAGAAAUGAUACUAGUUAAUCAUUAAUUUUAUUCAUUAUUUAAUUAAUUAUUACUAGGUUCAAUAUAUUCUAACAUAUCGAUCGACUUAGA